AUAUUUUAUUAGAAGAAUUUUACCAUUUUGGCAUUCAAUGUACUAAAUUAAUUAGUUUUCGUUUGCUUACAAAUUGAAUACGAAACUCGAAUUAUGGCUCUGCCUAUAAACAAGUGCGCGCUAUUAAAUCAAAUCAAUCAAGUUAAGUCGAAUACCUUGAACAUGCUAUGGAAUUGUGAUGGUGGCACUUUUAGCAAGAUUUUAAACAAGUUGUCAUUGGCAAAUACACUGAGACCAUUUAUACCGCCAUUGCGGCUUAGCAAGCCCAAUUUGAUGCUACGCACGCAGCUGAAGUUAUCGCAUCCCUGUCGCUUUACGCCGGAGCACAAUCUGGGCAUGAUUGUGCCCACCAGCAAGGGCUUGAAGCUGUGGCAGUCGGGCAGCCAGCCCAGCCGCGCUGUUGCGCUCAUGUGGAAGACACAGCUGGAUGAUCGGCUGGGCAACAAGUACGAGGUGUAUUUCGAGAAGGUGCGCAAAAUGCAGCAUGAGAAAAUGCAAAAGAUCGAGGAUCUGGAUAGGCAGCUCAAACUGGCUGUGGAGAAUAUCAAAAUCCAGCGGCGCAUUUACAAGCUCAUGGAGGAGCAGCACAAGCAGGAGGAGCUUGAGCCCAUUGCGUUCAAUCCACUGCCGAAACGACAACUCAACUUCGGUCGGUCGAGGAACACAGUGCGGCGCAAGCACUAUCUGAAUUAUGCACGUCCAACGAACUCUCCGCCGCACUCACAUCUCACGCACAACAAUCAGUGGCAACUGCAGCAGUUGCAACAAUUGCAUUUUGCGCCCUAUUCGCCCGCCCAUCCGCGUUCGGACAAUGGCGAUUUGCUGUGCAAACCAACGCCCAAGCUGGAGCAACGUCUCAAUCCCAUACUGGAGAUGCAUCGCGAGCGUGCCGCACAGCUGGAUGCCAACAAAGCUGCCAGUGGCCAGUGCCGCGAGUCGGCCAUGUGCAAGCUGGUCAAGAUACUCAACCAAAAGACUAUAGCCAAGUUCUGAAGCAAGAGCAAAAUAACAACGACAAUUAAGCAACGAGAACAUUUUUCACUAAAUGUAUGCGUAGUUCAAUAAAAUUUUAUACUUAAGGAUUUUGUA
Molecule: messenger RNA, 1089 nt
Organism: Drosophila busckii
Lineage: Eukaryota; Metazoa; Arthropoda; Insecta; Diptera; Drosophilidae
Exons: 2
Coding region: 94-993 (299 amino acids)
Source: RefSeq, a predicted model, not a curated record